Molecule: messenger RNA, 2119 nt
Organism: Acomys russatus (golden spiny mouse)
Lineage: Eukaryota; Metazoa; Chordata; Mammalia; Rodentia; Muridae
Gene: Ccnj
Product: cyclin J
Exons: 6
Coding region: 150-1289 (379 amino acids)
Biological process (GO): mitotic cell cycle phase transition; regulation of cyclin-dependent protein serine/threonine kinase activity
Cellular component (GO): cytoplasm; nucleus; cyclin-dependent protein kinase holoenzyme complex
Molecular function (GO): cyclin-dependent protein serine/threonine kinase regulator activity
Source: RefSeq, a predicted model, not a curated record
GGCCGUAGCUGAGGCGGCGGCGCUGGGCGGCUGACCGUCCGCGGCAUGAGCGCUGCGGGAGCCCAGCGCACGCCGGCCGGGCUGGGCCUCUGAGGGCCGCGGUUCCGGACUGAAGUUGCGGCGUCUGGCGGAGCGCGCCGCCGGCUCCCAUGGAGCUGGAGGGGCAGUGGUGGCGAGGACAGCUGGCUGCGGAUAUUCACCAGGCGCUCCGGUACAAGGAGCUGAAGCUGCCUUCCUAUAAGGGCCAGUCCCCUCAGCUAAGCCUCAGGCGCUAUUUUGCUGAUUUGAUCGCCAUCGUGAGCAAUCGCUUCACACUCUGCCCUUCUGCCCGGCACCUUGCUGUGUAUCUGCUGGACCUGUUCAUGGAUCGCUAUGACAUCUCUAUCCAGCAGCUGCACUUAGUUGCGCUUUCCUGUUUGCUUCUAGCAAGUAAAUUUGAAGAAAAAGAAGACAGUGUGCCUAAGCUGGAGCAGCUCAACAGCCUGGGCUGCAUGACUAACAUGAACCUAGUGCUAACAAAGCAGAACUUGCUGCAUAUGGAACUGUUACUGUUAGAGACCUUUCAGUGGAACCUCUGCCUUCCUACAGCUGCCCAUUUCAUUGAGUAUUACCUCUCUGAAGCAGUACAUGAGACAGAUCUUCAUGAUGGCUGGCCAAUGGUUUGCUUGGAAAAGACUAAACUCUACAUGGCCAAAUAUGCAGACUACUUCCUGGAAGUGUCUCUGCAAGAUUAUGCCUUUCUAAAUUAUGCACCUUCUUUAGUAGCUGCUGCGUGUGUGGCUUCUUCAAGGAUUAUCCUUCGUCUUUCUCCAACAUGGCCCGUGAGACUGCAUCGUCUUACUGCUUACUCCUGGGAUUUCUUGGUGCAGUGCAUUGAACGGCUGUUGGUUGCUCAUGACAAUGAUGUGAAAGAAGCGAACAAACAGAGGGCACAGUCAGCUCCUCAGUCAGCACAGCUUGGUGUGCUCCAGACAGCGCAGCCCUCACGGCCAGUUCACUGCCAGCAGCCUCAGCAUCUUCAUCCGACCUCAAUGCAGUAUCGCCAUCCCGUGGCAGAACAGCCAAGUCGUCAGCAGAUCGUGUCUACCACACACACCUCGACUUACACACUACAGACUUGUCCUACGGGCUUCCAAACUAGUGUCCAGGGCCUUGGCCACCUCCAGACUGGUGUUGGGAUGUCCCUGGCAAUACCAGUAGAAGUUAAACCCUGUCUCAGUGUUUCUUAUAACCGGAGUUACCAGAUAAAUGAACAUUUCCCAUGCAUCACCCCAUGCUUUGAGAGGUGAUGACAUACAUAUGCAGGUCAUGACUGACCCAGACUGUUCCAGAUGGCUGCCUCUGGGCAGGCUUUUUGUACUCCUCUUCAGAAAGAAGGGAAUACAAAUAGCAUCACAGUGCAGCAGGCAUCAACACCAGAAGACUGAGUAUUUCUUUCAGUACCGUGAAUACCUAGGAGACUCAGCAGACACUGACGUGUGUCGAAUCCUUAUGUGAUAGAAAUGUCCCAGCUCUUGGCUGAUGGUCCAAAUAUUUCAAAAUCCUCAGUACAACAGAAAAUUGGUCAUUCUAAGAUUUGACCUGUGGUGGGCUCUGGGCAUUAUGCUGGCAUCUAUGUCAAAGACUUAGUGUUUAUCUGUGGACUUGCCAAACCAUCUUCUAUGAAGGAAAGUUACAGUAUUAAUUUUUGAAGAAUUGUUUUAAUUCUUGCAGCCCAGGGUUUUUGUGAUCUACUGGUGGGUUUCUAAGUUGAAACUCACUAGUCACUAAGCAUCCUAAUCUGUGCAGUUAAAAAAAAAAAUCCAGAUUAUUUUCUAUAACUUCCUAUCAUAAGUAUAGGAGUCUUGAUUUGUAUACUAAAAUUAGGGGUGAUGCAGAUACAUGCCUUGAAAUCAUGAUCAUAAUUUUUGUUUUGCUCUGCUAAUUUUUCCCCAACUCUUCAGGAUUAAGCACAUUUAACUCAGGGAACUUGUACUUGUGAACACUUAGCUGUAACCAACAUGCCUUGGGACUGUUAGGUUGUGAACUCCUGUGUAACACAGGCUACAGUGCUCCUGCUGGGAUGAGAGCCUGCCAGCACAGGAUCAGUGCAGUGGGCCCUGUGGUGUACGCGCAUGGA